CCUGGCGGGUAGCUUCAGGCGGCCAGCCCGGGGGUCUCGGCUCCCGUGACGGCUCCUCUCCCCUUUCUCGCUUUCGACCCUGGCAGCCAGCAUGAGCUGCGUCACCCUGCCCACGGUGCUGCCCGGCUCCCCCAGCAAGAUCCGGGGGCAGAUCCAGGUGAUUCUCGGGCCCAUGUUCUCAGGGAAAAGCACCGAGCUGAUGAGACGCGUCCGGCGCUUCCAGAUCGCCCAGCACAAGUGCCUGGUCGUCAAGUAUGCCAAGGACACCCGCUACAGCAGCCACUUCUCCACCCACGACAGGAACACUAUGGAGGCGCUGCCAGCCUGCCAACUCCGUGAUGUGGUCCAGGAGGCCAUGAGUGUGGCUGUCGUGGGCAUCGAUGAAGGGCAGUUUUUCCCUGACAUCGUGGAGUUCUGCGAGACCAUGGCCAACAACGGCAAGACGGUGAUUGUGGCGGCCCUGGACGGGACCUUUCAGAGGAAGGCUUUUGGUGCCAUCUUGAACCUGGUGCCCCUGGCGGAGAGUGUGGUAAAGCUGACAGCCGUGUGCAUGGAGUGCUUCCGGGAAGCCUCCUACACCAAGAGGCUGGGCCUGGAGAAAGAGGUAGUUCCAGGGGCCUGUGGCUUGAGUGGGCAGGGGCUCCGCCUGGGUCUAGCCCCUCUACACUCAUUCUUUGCAUCUCUGCCACCAGGUGGAGGUGAUUGGCGGAGCGGACAAGUACCACUCUGUGUGUCGCCUCUGCUACUUCAAGAAGUCCCCAUCCCGCCCUGCAGGGCUGAACAACAAGGAGAACUGCCCCGUGCUGGGGAAGCCGGGCGAGGCCACGGCUGUCAGGAAGCUCUUCGCCCCUCAGCAGGUCCUGCAGUGCAGCUCUGUCCACUGAGGGCCUGAGGCCGCCUGCCGCCCCGCCCUUCCACCCAC
Messenger RNA from Dipodomys ordii (Ord's kangaroo rat), 922 nucleotides. RefSeq names its product thymidine kinase 1, soluble (gene Tk1). Gene Ontology annotation, molecular function: ATP binding; thymidine kinase activity. Gene Ontology annotation, biological process: thymidine metabolic process. The record is from RefSeq and is a predicted model, not a curated record. Lineage: Eukaryota; Metazoa; Chordata; Mammalia; Rodentia; Heteromyidae. The transcript has 6 exons. Bases 92 to 892 code for a protein of 266 amino acids.